Messenger RNA from Trichoderma harzianum CBS 226.95, 2445 nucleotides. RefSeq lists its product as hypothetical. Bases 322 to 2175 code for a protein of 617 amino acids. Gene Ontology annotation, biological process: transmembrane transport. NCBI's taxonomy places the organism in Eukaryota, Fungi, Ascomycota, Sordariomycetes, Hypocreales, Hypocreaceae. The transcript is spliced from 3 exons. The record is from RefSeq and is a predicted model, not a curated record. Gene Ontology annotation, molecular function: transmembrane transporter activity.
CGAGGUUACAGAGCAGCUCUUUGGGAGUGAGAUAUAGCAAACCAUCGAGAGCUUUUGGAUUUUGUAAGUGAGUAUAUAUAUCAAGGGCACGCCACGCCAGGAUCAUGAUGGCCUGAUUCGAGCACACACGCACACUCACACACACACACUUUCCACUCACACUCACACUUACACUUACACUUACACACACACACACACACACACUUUCGACAUCUUGCAUCUGGCCAUCUGACAUCCACUUGCAACAUUAAUUACCUUUCCUUCGACUAUUAUCAGUCCACUUCUGCAUAUCUUAGCUACCAUCCAUUUAUUCUAUCCGCUAUGGCGGGAUUACCUUCAACAGACUCCUCUUCAACUCUAGAGGGAGCAGCUACAGAUGUGGAUAAAGAGCUACAUUUUCAGCCCAUCCGCCGACCUUCCAACGCUGCGAGACGUGGUUCAACUGCUUCAAGAGCUUCAAGACGCGGUUCAACUUCUGCAAGGUCCCAAAAGGAGACCUACGACCCCAACCUCGAUGUCAACUUGCCCUAUCGCACCCUUAGCCGCGAUGCCAACUUCGAUGAGUACCGCGUCACAUCUCACACGGGCACUAUCCCGGGCCCAGUCGAGCCUCCGUCCGUCGCUGGUCCAGGAAACGAAAAGCGUUACCAGCUGGUAACUUUUACCCCUGACGACCCUGAGAACCCCAAGAACUGGUCCAAGGCAUACAAGUGGUACUGCACCAUGGUUGUUGCUCUUACUUGCUUUGUUGUGGCAUUUUGUUCGGCUGUCAUCACUGCGGAUCUGGUUGGCCCAGCUGAGGAAUUUCACGUCAGCUUGGAGGUUGCAUUUCUCACGAUUUCGGUCUUUGUCAUUGGCUUUGGUGUUGGUCCCAUGGCUUUUGCGCCCCUGUCUGAGGUAUUUGGACGACGAGUCAUUUACGGAUCGACACUUUUCCUUGCCGUCAUCUUCAUCAUCCCUUGCGCCGUCUCAAAGAAUAUCGGAACCCUGAUCGUCUGCCGUGCCAUCGAUGGCAUCGCCUUUUCGGCCCCUAUGACCCUGGUCGGCGGUACGCUUGCGGAUCUGUGGAGGAACGAGGAGCGUGGUGUUCCCAUGGCCGCCUUUUCUGCCGCUCCCUUUAUUGGACCUGCUAUUGGCCCUCUUGUUGGUGGCUUCCUUGCUGAUGGCGCUGGCUGGCGCUGGCUGUACUACAUCCAGAUCAUCUUGGCUGGCGUUGUCUGGAUUCUCAUCACCUUCACCGUCCCCGAAACUUACGCGCCUACUAUCCUUGCUCGCCGUGCCAAGAAGCUGCGUGAGACCACUGGUGAUGAGAGCUACGUUACCGAACAAGACAUUGAUGAGCGGUCCAUGAGCGAACGACUCACCGUUUUCAUGAUCCGACCCUUCCAGCUGCUCUUCCAGGAGCUCAUCGUCCUUCUCAUUUCGCUGUACAUGAGCGUUCUCUACGGCUUGCUUUACAUGUUCUUCGUUGCUUUCCCCAUUGUUUUCCAGGAGGGCAAGGGAUGGAAUGCCGGCAACACUGGUUUGAUGUUCAUCCCCUUGGCCGUUGGUGUCCUCUGCUCUGCGGUCCUCUCUCCACUUGUCAACAAGCACUACCUCAAGAUGGUUCACAAGUACAACGGAAAGCCGCCUGCGGAGGUUCGCUUGAUUCCCAUGAUGAUCUCUUGCUGGUGCAUUCCCAUUGGCUUGUUCAUCUUCGCAUGGACCUCUUACACAGAUCUCAUCUGGGUCGGCCCCGCUCUGGGAGGCUUCCCCGUUGGCUUCGGCUUCAUCUUCCUUUACAACUCUGCAAACAACUACCUGGUCGACUCCUACCAGCACCAAGCUGCUUCUGCCCUUGCCGCCAAGACAUGUAUCCGAAGUUUCUGGGGUGCUGGUGUGGUUUUGUUCACUGAGCAGAUGUACCACCGACUCGGUGACCAGUGGGCCUCUUCGCUGUUGGCAUUCAUUAGCUUGGCUUGCUGCGCUAUUCCCUACUGCUUCUGGAUCUGGGGCGCUAAGAUCCGUGCUCGCAGCAAGUAUGCCUAUGGCGGUGAUGAUGAGGUCGCAGCCCCCACGAACCCCAAUGAUCUCGAGAAGGCUCAGAGGGUUCCCACCAAUGGCAGCGCUGUUCGCGACAACUCCGACAAUGAUCUUGACCUGAGGAGGGCGAGGAGCUACGUCAGCAACCCAUAAAUAAACAAACAACAAGACAAAUCACACAAACACCAGAUUGCACGAACAAACCAACCAAUCGAAACCACCAAAUCAAACCAAUGAUACAAUCAUACAGCAUGAUAGACACGAUUUUUUCUUUUAGAAUGAUAUCCCCUACGAUAGAGAUUUUGAUUUAGCAUUUGGGCGGCGUUUUAAAAAUGGAUGGAUAUACCUGGACGAUACUCUGCAUAUAGGAGAGAAUGGUAUGGGGUAUAGACAGCAUACUACACAUAAUACACUAAUGAUAAG